Molecule: messenger RNA, 2180 nt
Organism: Caretta caretta (loggerhead turtle)
Lineage: Eukaryota; Metazoa; Chordata; Testudines; Cheloniidae
Product: DLA class II histocompatibility antigen, DR-1 beta chain
Biological process (GO): immune response; antigen processing and presentation
Cellular component (GO): membrane; MHC class II protein complex
Source: RefSeq, a predicted model, not a curated record
GAUAGAGAAGGUCUCAGGCUGGGGGGUCCUGACAACUUUCCAGAUCUCUCCCUCCUGAGCCACGAUGGGGGCGGGUCGGAUCCUGGGGGCCGGGAGCUGCUGGGCUGGGGCUCUGCUCGUGACACUGAUGGUGCUGAGAACCCACCUGGCUCGUUGCACGGAGCCCCCAGGGCGGUACGUGUACCAGCAGAACUCGGAGUGUCUGUUCACCAACGGCACCGAGCGGGUCCGGUUCCUGGACCGGUACCUCUACAACGGGCGGCAGGACGUCCACUUCGACAGCGAGCUGGGGGUGUUCGUGGCGGACACGGAGCUGGGCCGGCCCGACGCCGAGCUCUGGAACAGCCAGCCCGAGACCCUGGCGUACGAGCGGGGGUCGGUGGACCGGUUCUGCCGGCACAACUACGAGGUGGACGCGCCUUUCACCGUGGCCCGGAGAGUUCAGCCCAAGGUGAAAGUUUCCCCCACGACAUCGGGGUCUGGGUCCCACUCCCACCUUCUGGUUUGCUCCGUGACGGGGUUUUACCCCGGGGGGAUCGAGAUCAAGUGGCUGAAGAACGAGCAGGAGCAGACGGCCGGGGUGGUGUCCACGGAGCUGCUCCAGAACGGAGACUGGACCUUCCAGAUCCUGGUGAUGCUGGAGAUGAGCCCCCGGCGCGGGGACGUCUACACCUGCCAGGUGGAGCACAUCAGCCUGCAGGACCCCCUCAGCAUGCACUGGGAGGGACAGUCUGAUGCUGCCAGGAGCAAGAUGCUGACGGGCGUCGGGGGCUUCGUGCUGGGGCUGAUCUUCCUGGUGCCGGGACUCCUCAUCUACCUGAAGAAUAAGAAAGGGCGCCCCGUUCCCCAACCUCCAGGGCUCCUGAGUUAGAUCCUGGGCGUCGGACCCCCCGGCCGGCAGGAGUUUCCGUCCGUCUCUCCCAGCCCCUCGCCCAGCCCGGAGAAUGCAGAACCUGGGGCCGGUCCCUUCCCGUCCCCAUCUGCUCCCUGCGCUCUGCCCGGCUCCAGCCCGCGCUGCCCCCGCCUGGGGACCCGUCCCUGCCCCUCAGUCCCCACAGGGCCCUGGGGAGUGUCCUGGAGUCCCCGGGCGAUGCUCUGGGACUGCUACCUACGAAGCCAGACAGGACUCUGGGGAAGACUCCUCUCGGGGAGCAGACUGUCUGCAGGGCAAGAAGCUCACACAGCUUCCACCUUCCUGGGUCUGACCUCGGAGCAUUCAGCCUUCUUUGCCCCUCCGUGCGCUUCCCACAGCGAGUCUGCCCAAGCGGGCUCCUGGGGAAGCCAGAGGGUCCUGCACCCCAACUCCGCAGUCAGAUGGGACUCUCAGCCAGCCAGGAAAACAGAAGGUUUAUUAGAUGACAGGAACAUGGUCUAAACCAGAGCUUGCAGGUGCAGAGAACAGGACCCCUCAGACUCAGCCGGGUCCAUUUUGGGGGGCAGUGAGCCAGACAACCAUGUCUGCACUUCACUCCUUGUCCCCAGCCAGCCCCAAACUGAAACUCCGUCCCGCCCCUCCUCCUCUGGGCUUUGUCCCUUUCCCGGGCCAGGAGGGUACCUGAUUCCUUUGUUCUCCGACCCUUUAGCUCUCACCUUGCAGGGGGGAAGGGCCCAGGCCAUCAGUUUCCAGGAGACAGGGUGUCAGACAUUUAUGUACCCUGGCCCUUUGCUCUGCAACAAUUACACCGCCUUAUCUCAUCCCCUAGAGACUUAAGAAAUGCAUAGGGGAAACUGAGGCACCCCUACAGUAUUCAGAAGAAACAUUAAGAACAGUCCCACUUUGUCAUAGGGCGACCCUGUCACGCUGUCUGCAGUGGCUCACAAGUGUGGGUACCAAUCUCAGGGCACAGUUAGUACCCGGGGCACCAACCCCAAAUUGGCUGAGUUCUGUACUGAGAUUUCACCAAAGUAUCGGGUGUGAACUCCGCAGGCCCGGUAACGAUGUCACUGUGGAGCCACAGACAGUCCCCUUGGGCUCUCCCAUCUGUCUGGCCACCCCGGCCAGCCUGCCUUUGUGAUCGAUCAGUCACCCCUUCCCCCACAAAUCACAGUGAUAUUCGGGUCUCUCCCUGUCCCAAAGGACCAGUCGCUUUCCCCAGGUCAGUAGCACCUUCGGUCCCACUCCACAGACAACGCUUGUAGCCAAUCCUGCAAUAACCUCAGUAAAGACUUGUUAACGGAGA